AUGGAUGAGAGCCAAGGUGUUAUAGGAAAUCGUAAAAAAGUCCACAAUGAGGUUAGGGUUGAAGCAUUAGUUAUCAAGGAAACAGAUUUUGAUGCGGUUGCUACUUCUCAGAAUCUUGAUCCUAAAGAAGCUGAAAAUCUUAAGUUUGACCAAGAACGCUCUAUCCCAGAUACUAUGGCACUUAAACGUUUUUAUAUUCCACCUGAACCUCAGAAACAUUUCUUGCGGUUAUCUCACUUUCGAAAGCAAGGCUAUAAUGAGGAAAAUGCAAUGAAAGAGUUAAAGGCCAAAGAUAUUGCACAAUGGGAAGAUACCUAUUAUAAAACUGGAUAUAAUUUUGAGAAAUCAGUAGCGGAGGACUUGCACAAAUCAUAUUCAGCUAAUCAUUGGAAAUCUCGUGCUAAGGUAACAUCGGAUCUUAAUUCAGCUAUAAGGGUAAUUAAUGCAAUUGCUGGAAAUUGGUGUGGCUAUACUGUAAAGAUAAAUAGGAAAAAAAUAGGGUCUAAAGAAAAACAGGUUUGGGAACGUUCAUAUCAAAUUAAUCAGCAACCAUAUAAUGGUCUUGGUUUUAGAGAUAAAGGGGCUCCAGAACUUUCACCAUAUAGGUCAAAAACAGAUAACGAUAUUCAGGAACUCUUUGAUUCUAUAGGGCAGGACAAAUAAUACUUUAGUCCAAAUCAUUAUUCAGCUAAGUCUUGACCAUAUUAGAUUCUGUUUUAGUUUUUUUAAUUUUGCGCUAGGCACAGUCAUAAAUUCCGCUAUGUGAACUACAGAUUCCAGUAUCAGAAUAGGUUCCCUUUUACAAAUAGGGCAUAUUAUUCUAAGAAGGGUAUUAUAAUGUCUGGCACAUCUUAAAUCACUC
Rhizophagus irregularis DAOM 181602=DAOM 197198 is the source of this 862-nucleotide messenger RNA. The record is from RefSeq and is a predicted model, not a curated record. Lineage: Eukaryota; Fungi; Glomeromycota; Glomeromycetes; Glomerales; Glomeraceae.